CUCCCUAUCAUACAGAAACACAAGCACAUCGCCUAACAAUCCUCUGUGUUUCCAUUGGUUCAUCUCCCCUGCAGCCAUGGAACUCUCUCUUUGCCAUUUGAUAUUUGAUAUUUGCCAUCUUCUGAUCGAGAUUAUCACCUAAACUUCUGUAUUAUUUCACGCUGUGUGCAGUGGUUACAUAGAAGAUCCUAGCGCCGGGUUUGCUUACGAGGGGUGGCUAGAAUGUCGACUCCUGCUCGGAAGAGGCUGAUGAGGGAUUUCAAGAGGUUACAACAGGAUCCUCCUGCAGGAAUCAGUGUAGCACCCCAAGACAAUAAUAUAAUGCUGUGGAACGCUGUAAUAUUUGGUCCGGAUGACACCCCAUGGGAUGGAGGUACUUUCAAAUUGGCUCUACAAUUUUCAGAGGAUUAUCCUAAUAAACCACCAACCGUGCGAUUUGUAUCUCGUAUGUUCCACCCAAACAUUUAUGCCGAUGGAAGUAUCUGCUUGGACAUCUUACAAAAUCAGUGGAGUCCUAUCUAUGAUGUUGCUGCUAUUCUUACCUCCAUCCAGUCGUUGCUUUGUGACCCGAACCCAAACUCUCCUGCCAAUUCAGAGGCUGCACGAACAUUCAGUGAAAAUAUACGCGAGUACAACAGGAGAGUACUAGAGAUCGUUGAGCAGAGCUGGACAGCUGACUGACUAAAUAUACGAUCCAUAUGUUAUAUAACCUCUUGUUACAUUACGUCGCCAUUCUUAGCAUACAAAUCAAAAUAGUCCAAUAGGAAUCCAUAUUGGUUCAUGGUUAAUAGGUUAUUAAAUAUUUAAUAAAUACGGGGAAAUUAGUAAGAAAAUGUUGACAUGGGAGUUACAUU
Messenger RNA from Cynara cardunculus var. scolymus (artichoke), 854 nucleotides. RefSeq names its product ubiquitin-conjugating enzyme E2 2-like. The coding region runs from base 223 to 681 and encodes 152 amino acids. Lineage: Eukaryota; Viridiplantae; Streptophyta; Magnoliopsida; Asterales; Asteraceae. The transcript has 6 exons. Gene Ontology annotation, biological process: DNA repair; proteasome-mediated ubiquitin-dependent protein catabolic process; protein polyubiquitination. Gene Ontology annotation, molecular function: ubiquitin conjugating enzyme activity. The record is from RefSeq and is a predicted model, not a curated record.